Messenger RNA from Triticum urartu, 2774 nucleotides. RefSeq lists its product as uncharacterized. Gene Ontology annotation, molecular function: zinc ion binding. Lineage: Eukaryota; Viridiplantae; Streptophyta; Magnoliopsida; Poales; Poaceae. The record is from RefSeq and is a predicted model, not a curated record.
GAUGAAGACCCAAAGCAUCAUGCAUGAUGACACAUACGAGACCGACCGAGGACUGAAAGAAAAAAAUACUGACUUUGCGGCCGCACUGGCGACGCCCAGGGCGACCCGCACAUGACGGGAACGGCGCCGGCGCCGGCUGCGGCGGCCGUCGAGUCCAGCAGUGAGGAGCGGUGGAGGGUGGAUGGCCACAACGAGUGGAGCAUCUUUAGGAGGCGGGGAAGGGAGAUCCUUAGGCGAUCGAGGGAUCCAGUGGGCUGUCUGCGGCGCCUUCAGGAGAAGGUGCAGAGCUUGUGCAGUUCAGAUCAGGAGGAUCCGCAUUUGAAGCACGGGAGAGCUACGACGAGGAUUGCGGUGGUCGGAGAGGAUUUGGUGACGCCGGAUUCGUCGCCUGGGACUGAUCUGGUGAGUAAAGGGGGAGGAAAAGGGGCAGUUUCUAGUGCUUUCAACAUUACUGUGAAUAGGGGAUUUUGAGUAAAUGUUGUUUCUUAUGCGAAAUUGAAGUCAGGAGUUAUCAAUUGUGAUUUGGAGACGAAAUUUGAGGAGGGUCAGACCUAUUUCACGGGAUUGGGGCAGGAUUUUGGGUCUCAAGUUUUAGUUGCUGCUUCCAGUUGUUCUGUUCUUUCGUUUCAGGGAAAAAUGUCAGGGCAGAGCUCUCCUUCGGCUUUGGCUGGGAAGUGCCCAGCUGGGGAGGUUACUGCGGACGGGACAUGUAGCGGCCAGGAUGGGAUGAUGGAGGUGGUGCCUCCCUCGCAGGUCGUGGUGUGCAGUGAGCCGAUGGCGAUCGCAGCCUCGGCUCCGUUGAUGACAGGGAAGGGCACUGUGGGGGGGCCGAGUGGCCUGAUUCUGGCUUCGCCAAAGGCUACCAUUGGCUUCGCUGCCAUGGCAACGACGCCCCCUACCCUUCGCAGAAGCAGCAAGGCAAAGCUGCGCUCACCGGCAAUCCUCAACUAUAAGCCAAUCGUCAUCGACAUGCAGGCGGCUUUGAGAGCGGUGGCGGAAAUGUUGGUGGUGGGUCGGGUACUUUCUCCAUACCUGACUAACCCACAUGCUGUUGUCAACGAGCUGAAAGGGCCAUGGCGACUGCGCGGCGAGGCGGUGGCCCAGCGAGUUAAGAGUGAAGAUGGGCGGUUUGUCAUCACCUUCUCGAAGGAGGGAGACCGAUGUCAUGUGCUCCAAGCGAGUGAAUUGCAAAAAACCACCACAUUGAAGCCUAGGGUUGCAGAAAAGACUCUUCUACGUUUUUGUGCCAGAAGACACUGAUUUCGCGCCUAAUCAUUUGCAGAAAACACGUAACCAUCUGUUCGGGCAGUUUAACCUCUAUUAUGACAGGUGGGGCACGAUUUUGAGGACGUGGCGUAACGCCCACGAGCUAACGCCGUCCGAUGGUGCUACAGUGGCAAUGGCGUGGCGGCCGCUACUGCUCCGCCGUGUGGGUAAAAACUGGAUCGAUCCAGCUCUCUGCUUACACUCUCGCCUCUGCCUCGCCCUCUCCUUACUCUGUUCUUCCUCCCCGGCGCCGCCACACCAUCGACCGCCGUUCUGCUGCUCCCCGGUGCCAUGGUGUCGUGGAGCGACGAGACCAGUGAGGAUUCAGUCCUGAACAUCUCCUCCUCCUGCAAUGGCAUCAUCAAGCUUCCAGCUACGAUGCACGAUCCGAAUUUCAAUGGCACUGACGCAGAUGUGAAUGUCUUGUGUGAACACGGUGAGCCGGCCGAGCGCUUUGUAGCAUUUGAAUGGAUGCACACGGGCAGGAGGUUUCUUGGAUGUGCUAAGAAGGAAUGCAUAAACUGUGGAGUAGUUCAAUGGACUAAUUUUGAAUGGCCAGACUCAAUGGAGAAGGCAUUGGCCAAGCUAUGGGAUAUGUAUGAGGAGAUUAAGUCAGCUAGGACCAAUGACAAUCUAGAGAGUUCCUUUGCAAUUCACAACCUGACAGAAGAGAAGAAGAAACUACAGGAGAACUAUGACAGUUUGUAUGCUGAUGUGAAUUCUCUCUUGGAUGCCCAGCAGCAGAGGGGUGUGGAGUUAAACAAUCAGAAUGAGCAGAAGCAAUAUCUUGAAGUGAAGAUUGCUGAGCUAGAAACUGUAGUUUGCAACUUGAAGGCAGAGCUUUCAAAGAAAGAGGAGGAGAAGAAGAAACUACAGGAGAACUAUGACAGUUUGUAUGCUGAUGUGAAUUCUCUCUUGGAUGCCUAACAGCAGAGGGGUGUGGAGUUAAACAAUCAGAAGGAGCAGAAGGAAUAUGUUGAUGUGAAUAUUGUUGAGCUUGAGACUGUAGUGGGGAACUUGAAGGCAGAGCUGUCAAAGACAGAGGAGGAGGAGAAGAAGAUGCUGCAAAACUAUGAAACUCUGAAGAACCUGACUUGUGCUCAAGCCAAUGUGAUUAGGAACUUGAAGUUCAAUCAUUUGAAGGAGAAGGAGAGGCUGACAGAAGAGAGGCUUAAACUGAAGCAUCACAUUUCUAAGAUUCAAAAGUCUGAGGAAAAGAUAAAGAUGAAGCUUCAGGGUGUGAAGGCCAUCUUAGAUGAGUAGGGUGCCUUCUAGUAUGAUAAUCAUCUAUCAGUUUCUAGAUGAUAAUCAUGUAUCCAGUACUUUAGUAUGAAUUUGUGACCCUAGUACUUCAGUGAUGAAUUUGUGAUCUAUGGUGUUGGAUCAAGCAGUGUUGUAAUCUAGAUGAUAAUCAUCUAUUAAGUACUUUAGUAUCUAUUUCUGAACCUUUAUGUAUGUAUUUUGUGAGAUCAGGUGUUGGAUCCAACCUUGAUGAACCUUUAUGAAUG